AGUAUUCCUGCCGAACCCGGCCACGUCACGAUAGAAUAGUUCUCCCCCCACCGACCACCUACCAGCCAACCAGCGCACCACCAUGGACGAGCUUAAGGGCCUCCUGGGCGGGGCCGGAAGGCAACUGUUCGACGCGGCCGGGCAGGCCAUCACGAGCGCGGCCACCGAGUACAUCGGCAACGUCAUCAACGAGAUGUUCGUGAAGAAGGAAUCCGACACCAAGCGCUUCCUGCCGAGCAUUAAGAACAUGAAAGUGCUUGGAGACAGCAGAGGUGGACAUCGCUCCAGUUCCGAUGUGCAAGAUUUCUAUCAAAUUCGCCAGCAGUGCCUCGAUAAUGGUACAUUGUUCGAGGAUCCCGAGUUCCCGGCCACGUCGGCUUCGUUGUUGUACUCGAAACGUCCCGACCGCCACUACGAGUGGCUGCGUCCACACGAAAUCUGUGACAGUCCGGAGUUUUUCGUCGAAGGCUUUUCGCGCUUCGACGUGCAGCAGGGCGAACUGGGUGAUUGUUGGUUGCUGGCCGCAUGCGCUAACCUAACGCAGGAUCAGCGGAUGUUCUUGCGCGUCGUCCCAGAGGAUAACAGCUUCGAGGACGGGUAUGCGGGAGUGUGCCAUUUCCGCUUCUGGCAGUACGGCAAGUGGGUUGACGUGGUGAUCGACGACCGGCUACCGACGUACCGGGGGCAGCUGAUCUAUAUGCGAUCCUCCGAAAACAACGAGUUCUGGAGUGCGCUGCUCGAGAAGGCGUACGCUAAGCUGCACGGGUCGUACGAAUCGCUACGCGGUGGUACCACGUGCGAGGCGAUGGAGGACUUCACCGGAGGUGUCGCGGAAAUGUACGACCUGAAGGACCAAACGCCACCGAAUCUGUAUGAGAUCAUCGAGAAGGGCUUCAAGCGCAAUUCGAUGUUUGGCUGCAGUAUCGAGGCGGACCCGAAUGUGCUGGAGGCGGAAACGCCCGAAGGUCUGAUCCGGGGACACGCGUAUUCCAUCACCAAACUGCAGCUGGUGGACAUUGAGACGCCCGGCCGGUCGGGUAAAAUUCCGCUCAUCCGGCUGCGCAACCCGUGGGGCAAUGAAGCCGAAUGGAACGGACCAUGGAGCGAUAAGUCGCCCGAGUGGCGCUUCAUCCCGGACGAUCAGAAGCAAGAGCUCGGUUUGAACUUCGAUCACGACGGCGAGUUCUGGAUGUCGUACCGAGAUUUUACGCGGUACUUCGACCGGAUGGAGAUUUGCAAUUUAAGCCCGGAUUCGCUGAGCGACGACCGGGGCAAGAUACGCUGGGAGAUGUCGAUGUUCGAGGGCGAGUGGGCCAUCGGCAGUACAGCGGGCGGGUGCCGCAAUUACCUCGACACGUUCUGGCACAACCCGCAGUAUGUGAUCCGGCUGGAGGAUCCGGACGAGGACGAUGCGGAAGGCAACUGCACGGUGAUCAUUGCGCUGCUGCAGAAGAACCGUCGCUCCCGGCGAAACAUGGGAGUCGAGUGCCUGACGAUCGGUUUCGCCGUGUACCGCGUGACCGAGCGCGACUUAGCGCAGAAGCCGCUGAAGAUGAACUUCUUCAAGUACAACGCGUCGGCCGCCCGAUCGCCCUCGUUUAUCAAUCUGCGCGAGGUGAGCUGCCGGUUUAAGCUACCGCCUGGCACGUACGUGAUCGUACCGUCCACCUUCGAGCCGAACGAGGAAGGAGAAUUCAUUAUCCGCGUGUUCUCCGAAGCUGCCAACAGUAUGAUGGAGAAUGACGAGAAUGUCGGUGUCGGUGACAUCGAUGAUCGGAUUGCGCCGGAUGUACCCGGUUAUGUCCAACCGUCCCCGCAACGGCAAGCCAUGGAGCGUCUGUUCCUGGACGUAGCCGGCGAGGACGGUGAGGUGGACUGGGUCGAGUUGAAGCGCAUCCUCGAUCAUUCCUUCCGUGACGAUCUACCGAAAACGUCCUCCCUGAAUGGGCUGAACCGGCAGGCGUACGCAUCGCAGCAGAACGCGGAAUCCGGCCCGGCAGGCGGUGGGCCCGGUGGCAUCGAAGAUCUGCUGGGCAUGCUGAUGAACCUGUGCUGCAAGAACAUCCUGGGGGCGGGCGACGGCGAUGGUGGCGGUGGCGGUGGUCGCGGACCGCAUCCUUCCGGUCCCGCCCCGCUGGAUAGUCAAAUCAUUACGAACCAGGCGCUGCACGAUAAUAUCUCCUCGGAGGGCUUCUCGAAGGACGUCUGUCGGGCGAUGGUCGCCAUGCUGGACGUGGAUCACACGGGCAAGCUCGGAUUCGAAGAGUUCCAGCAGCUGUUGACCGACAUCGCCAAGUGGAAGGCCGUGUUCAAGCUGUAUGACACCGAAGGUUCGGGCCGGCUCAGCCCAUUCCAGCUGCGUGAAGCUCUCAACUCCGCCGGAUACCACCUGAACAAUCGCAUCCUGAAUGCGCUGGUGCACCGGUACGGCUCACGUAGCGGUACGAUACCGUUCGAUGAUUUCAUCAUGUGCGCCGUGAAGAUCAAAACCAUGAUCGAAAUCUUCCGUGAGCGUGACACAGAAGGCUCGAACCAGGCGACGUUCAGCAUGGACGAAUGGGUCGAAAAGACGCUCUACUCGUAAAGCUGCGCUGACGAAGGGUCUCUUCCGUUUUGCAUUUUCUACGCCUUUAACGAACAAACAAAACAUGAAACAUUAUCCUUCCACUGUGCUCGAAAGAAAAAAGAAUCUAUUGCAAUCGCAUCAGGGCAACUAUCUGUUAGCGCAUAAGUUAUUAUUUAAAAGCACCACAAUUAUUGGUUUACACAACUCGUGGUUAUCAUGGCGAUAGCUUGUUCUCACCGUACGACGGUGUAAUUUAUUCUCUUAAGAUCUGCCCGUAACGCAGAGAGCAAAUCAAAUUCCUCGAAAUCAUAAAAGCUAUUUUGGAACUUUUCACCGAAAUUUUCAUGUGUAUGAAACUUAUCUGAGACGCGCUUCACACCAACGGGUCCGUUAUUUCACCUUGCUAUCAGUUUGGCUACCUAAUCGAUAGCGUAGCGUUGUGAUGAAAUCGAUAGAAAACUAACCCUAAAUUUUACCACCGUACUCGAAAGCGCGUCAACGCGCUACAACUGUACCCUGGUGUAGUUUAUUAUCUCAAUACCUACUCGGAACGCAAAGGGGUGAAGCGAAUUCCUCGAAAUGAUAAAAAGGCCAUUUGGUAAAUUAUAAUCGAAAUCUUCGUCUAUAGGAUACCUACGGAUAGUUUUCAAACGCGCGCUUCUCGCGUAAGAGUCCGUUCACGAUCAGGCUAGUUUCGUUGUUAUACCCUGCUAUCGGUUUGGCUACUUAAUCGAAACCGUAUCGUUCGCAAACGCGGUAAAUUUGAUAGACGAUUAACCCAAAAUUUAUACUACCACGCUCGAAAGUGCGGCCACCUGGACGCGCCCAAACCGCACCUUGAUGUUCACGUUAUUCAAGCGUCGUUCAUGUUUUAAUUUUGUUACAAUAAAGUUGUAUUUAUGAACUCUGCAGCUAA
Messenger RNA from Anopheles nili, 3482 nucleotides. Its product is annotated as calpain-A-like. Gene Ontology annotation, biological process: proteolysis. Gene Ontology annotation, cellular component: cytoplasm. Lineage: Eukaryota; Metazoa; Arthropoda; Insecta; Diptera; Culicidae. The record is from RefSeq and is a predicted model, not a curated record. The coding region runs from base 83 to 2584 and encodes 833 amino acids. Gene Ontology annotation, molecular function: calcium-dependent cysteine-type endopeptidase activity; calcium ion binding. The transcript is spliced from 7 exons.